Molecule: messenger RNA, 924 nt
Organism: Danio aesculapii
Lineage: Eukaryota; Metazoa; Chordata; Actinopteri; Cypriniformes; Danionidae
Product: golgin subfamily A member 6-like protein 24
Exons: 3
Coding region: 367-924 (185 amino acids)
Source: RefSeq, a predicted model, not a curated record
ACAGUCAUCUAUGCGUGGAUGUCAAGGUUUUGACAUCAAACAUCAAAGUGCCCACUGGGUUAUAAGUUCAACAGUCUUGUCAUGGUAGCCUGUAUAAAUUGGCCUUGUUCCAGAACAUAAUAUUUCUGCCAUAUUUUGAAUCUUAGUGUAAUGUUGGAUUGUGUUAUGAGAGAUUCCAUAUGUCCUUAUUUGAGGCACCUAAUGUGGUAAAUUUAGCUUUGGCCCAGAUAGUCGUUAACAGCCCAUCUCUAUUUUUUCUGCUCUGAAGGGCGUAAGGAGAGGAAGACAAAGCACGUAGGAUGGAGCUGAGGCUUUAUCAACAGGAAGAGGUGUGGAGGAGGAGGAGAAAAAAAGAAAGAGAGGCUGAUGGAGGAGGAGAAGGAAAAUAACGAGGAAGAGGAAAGGAUGAUGGAGAAGGAAGAGAAGCAGAAUGAAGAGGGGAGGAUGAUGGAGGAAGAAAAGGAGAAUAAGGAGAAAGAGGAGAAGAUGAACGAGGAGAAAAAUCAGGAAGAUAAUGGGAAAGAGGAGCAAAUAACACCCCCCAUUUUGGCAGAACAAGGCACUGAUGAUGAUGAGCAGGAGAUUAUGGAGAAGAGUGACAGAAUGAAAGAGGAGAGCGUGGAGGAGGAGAAGGAGGAGGAGGACAUAGUGGAAAAGAAGAGAAAGAAGACGAGAAGGGGGAGGAGAAGUAAAAAGAUGGUAAAGGAUGAGGAGGUGGAGGGGAACAUUGAGCAGGAGGAGGAAAUGAGGGAGAAAGAGGCGGAAAUGAGGAAGAAGGAGGUGAAAAUAGUGAAAAAGAAGAGAAGGAAGAUGAGAAGAGGGAAGAGAAGAUAUAGCAAAAAGGAGGAGGAGGAGAACAUUGUGACAGAGGUGGAAAUGAGGGCGAAGGAGGAGGAGAAAAUAGUGGAAAAGACAUUUGUUUAA